Messenger RNA from Pocillopora meandrina, 5478 nucleotides. Lineage: Eukaryota; Metazoa; Cnidaria; Anthozoa; Scleractinia; Pocilloporidae. The record is from the annotation of a GenBank genome assembly.
CUGUAAUCCAAACAUAAUCUUUUAGCGUUACUUCGUUAUUAGCAGCAUUUUUGAACUGCAAUCUUCUGGUCAUUAGGCGUCGUUAUGGAUCAGUUUUACGAAAUCUUCGACUCAUAUGCUGAGCAGCUGGCUAAGCUUCCAAUGUUGCCAGUUUUACAGUGUGUCCACUACAUUAUUAUGAACUUGAAAUUACGCAUGGGAGAAGGUAAUAUUAUUGAUGAAUUCGCAGUAUUCUUGAUAACUGCUACGAUCAAUGUUUUAGAAUUGCUAUCGAAUAGAGAUGAAAACUUCCAACUAGAUUAAAUUGAGAUAUUGGCGCAGGAGAAAUCUUUUCUCUUUUUUUCUUAUUUUCCAUUCCCAGUGGAAAGAAAAUUUUCUCAAACUCCAGACGCCACGCCCUUUGCUUAAAAGGGCUUCGCGGCUGCCUUCCCAGUGACUUUUCUGGAACUUUUGGAAAACAGAGAUAAAAUAUCGCAAGCUACUCAAACAUCAGUGAUUAAAGGCUUAAAGGGAAAAGAAUUGGGGACCAGUUUGGAAAUUGGCAACUUGGCUGGAAAACUUUCUAUUCACUAUUAAACCUAGAACAACAAUUUCUUAGGCAGGAUAAUUAAAUCAAGUAUUUUAUUUUUCCAGGUGCACUACCCUUUGCCUAUUCUCAUCCAAUGUCUUCCUGGGUUUCCAGUUUAUUGACAUGUUUUGCUGGGACCUUUUUGACAAACUUCUUGUUGGGCAACUCUUUGCUGUCACCACUGACAGAUUUGGAACAAAUUGCCAUCCUGUCUGUCAUUUGGUAUGAAUGUUAUUAAAAGUCAUUUUCUUAUAAAAAUUGCAGUUUUGUUCUCCUGACUUUUGAUACAAAUGAUUUGUUUUGAAAUUAAAAAUUUUUCUUGAUUUGAUAAAGGUAUCUUGUAUUCUUUUGCCCUCUGGAUUUGUUCACCAAGGUCUUUAUGCUGAAGCCAUUGUGGGUAAGUUAAUUUGACAAACAGUUUCUAAAUUAUUAGAAAAUAUUAUGUUCUCACAAGACUGAUCUUUAACUCCCAAGAUCUGAUUGUUAAUUCUCCCCUUCAGCUGUUACACAUUUCCUUGUUAAUUAGUUAUAUGAAUUUGGUGUUAGAUUAAGAUAAAAACUUCUACCUGAUAAAUAUGAGUAUUCUCAUUACCUGUUUGCUGGUUAAUAUGUAGAUAUUAUAUGGAGAAAUUACAUGUUAAUCACUCCUGGGAGUUAAAGGCUGAAUUAUAUUGUUACUUGAAGAGAAAGAAAAAAAAAGAACGAACAGAUCCAAAUGGUGACGAAAAAAUUAUUUGACCCACAAAAGCAAAUGCAAAACAAUAACCUAAUGAAAAGCAUAUUUAAAGUGUUGCAUAUUAUUCUUCUGUGCCUCUGCAUAUUCACAUGCACGUCUGUGUUUUAACUCUUAGGGUUAGGGUUAGAAUUUGCAAUUCUCCUUACUGUCAACCAUACAGUUCUCAUGAUGUUAGUUCAGAGAAUUUAUUAUUUGAUCAACUAAUUAUCCCCAAAUUGAUAUUUUUCUUUAUUCUCAUCACUUAUCUGGUUGAUAUUGUAUUGAUAUUGUAAGGAGAAAUUCAGUCUUGGUCACUCAAGGGAGUUAAAGGGUUAAGCACUCUUCAUUGGUCCUUUUGUCCAUUAUGUAGCUGUCAUUUAUUCAAUAGUUUAUUUGUUUAUCAAUUGUGGAAGAUGAAGCAGCCCAUUGAUUAGUACUAAGGAAUCUGGAUUGUAGGCCUAAAUUUGAACCCUGUCUAAAUCUUUGACUGUUUUGUUCUUGUGUAAGACAGUGGACUCAGUGGACCACAGUGCCUCUCAUCACCCUAAUCUCAUGUAUCUUUGCUCUGACAAAGGGCUAGAGCUCAAAAUCUCAGCUUUGAAACUGUUUCCGUUGGCCAAUUUAUGUUAUCAACACAUUGAUAAUACUAAAUUUCCAGGUUAUACUCUCCCACCUACGCGGAACCACAGUUUCUUUAGAAACUUAACCUCCUUUAAUCUGAUGUGUGUUUUGUAGAUUGCUCUUCUGGUUGUCAAAGAGGCCCACAGAGCAAAGAACAUUCUCAAGGGAGUAGAGAUAUCAUCAACACUUUACCAUGACCAAUUGGCCAAUUUAUGUUAUCAACACAUUGAUAAUACUAAAUUUCCCUGUUAUACUCUCCCACCUACGCGGAACCACAGUUUCUUUAGAAACUUAACCUCCUUUAAUCUGAUGUGUGUUUUGUAGAUUGCUCUUCUGGUUGUCAAAGAGGCCCACAGAGCAAAGAACAUUCUCAAGGGAGUAGAGAUAUCAUCAACACUUUACCAUGAUGCUUGGCUGGUCAUGAUAGCAGUAGGAACUGCAAAAGGUUUGUUAUCUAGUUUUGAUUGUCAGAUUGUUAACUCAUCUUUACUCACACUCAGUAAUUAAUAAUUUAGCAUAUUUUGAUUUUCAAAUGUUGCACAUUGACUGAACUAGCAGUCUUUCAGCUUCUGAUUAUUUGACUGGAAUAGUGUUAAUUGCACACAAUUUUCUUGCAACAGUAGCUUUCAUAUUUCUGAAUUUUUCCCUUAGUACACUUAACCCUUUUACUCCCGAUAUCCUUAGUUAACAUAAAUUCUCUUUACUGUUUAAUUUUGUUCUGAGAAUUUGGUCUUGGAUCAAAUGAUAAUCCUCUAGUUGAAAUCUUUUUCUUAAUAUUCUUAUUACUUGGCUGCUUGAUAUUGUCUUGAUGCUGUAAGGAGAAAUUAUGUCUUGGUCACUCCUAAGAGUGAAAGAGUCAGUAGAUCCUUGGAUGCUCUGACAAAAAGGACAAUCAGGUCUUCAAAAUGUCACUCAGGAUUGCAUACAACAGAACCUUUCAAAAUCACUCUCACCCAUAUGAUUACAAUACACAAUCAAUCAAUGAACACAAUUUUUUUUCAAAUAUCUUUCUAUUUAUUAAUUCAGGAGCUGGCAGUAGACUUUUAAGACCUGUGGUUAUGUUUGCUCAAGGAAAAGUGGAUGCUGUUAACGAAGCGCUGUACCCAUCAUUGUGAGUAAACAUUAUUUGAAUAACCAUUAAUUGUUUUGUCUCUGAUCCUGGACAUUAUAUAUGUACUGUGCCCCAGAUAUAACAGGGAAACUGAAGGUGGGCGCACUUUUCUCGUCACCGGAACCAAAAUUUGGAACGAGAUACCACUACGCAUACGGAUGGCGGACAGCAUAAGGUGCUUUAAGCACAACAUGUGGACUAAUAUUUUUUCGCAGCAACAAUUUUUAAGUCAUUUUCGUGUAUAGUUUCCUUUUUAGUUUCUUUACUUAUCUUGCAAUUAUAUUAUAUUAUAUUAGUUUCUAUUUUUAUAUUGUAUUAUACUAGUUUUUAUAUUGUGAUUAUUUCUGAGUGAGGGCCACAAGUUUAUUAGCUAUGCUAUUAUGUGUUACCCUCGUAAAAUAAAGUCUUUAUUAUUAUUAUUAUUAUGACAGAGGUGAGGGGGAUAGAUGUAAAGGAAACGAGUGGGGGAAAGGAGUGAUUAACCAUUUAACUCCCAGAUCUAUUAAGUAAUUCACCUCACUGUCAAUCAUACAAUUCUUAUGAUGUUAGUUUGGAGAAUUUGGUAUUGGAUCAAUUGAUAAUUCUGCAUUAGAUAUUCUUCUUUCCUCUCAUGACUUGAAUUCGUGAUAUUUGUAUUAACAUUGUGAGGAGAAAUUCUGUGUCAGUUCCUCAUGGAAAUUAAAGCAUUGAAGGGGCUAUGUUCCCUACCCCCCACUUUUUUUUUUCUUUGUAUUGUCUCAAAGUUUUUGCAACCAACCUCCUUUUGAAUGGUAAUGUACAGUCUGGGUGGUAUUCAAUUUUAUUUUCAGAUUUUUCAUUUUAUUGAACAUUUAAAAAAGUAGUCGGUGUGGGGAAUGAGAAGGGGGGUGAGGGGGGGGGGGUUGGGGAUAGGUUUGUGGACUUGCCUCACUUUGCCCCAGUCUCUUCUCCUUCACCCUUUUGUGAUUUUCUGUAUCUUUCCCCAAAUACCAUCCUUGUCCUCUUGUCCUCACCCAGCAAUGAAAAUGGGAUCUGGCAAUUUAAUUUGCAAGUGCUUGUAACUGAAUGCCCUGAUUAUCAAGUUUUGAUUUCUUUCAGUGUCACCAAACUAUCCAUUGUUGGAAGUAUUCUCUUUAUUGUGGUGCAGAAGCGCAUAGUAGCCUUCACAACAGCUGAAGUUCUUCUGGGCAUAACUUGUGUGGGAGCAUUUCUUCAGGUCCUCAUGUAUCUCAGUAACACAAGUGACCCUUUUACCUAUUUAGAGAAAGCUGUGGCUGCUGUUCUUUUUAAAGAACCAGCUGAAAAGGCAGAUACUUCAGAUGCUAAGAAGAAAAAGGAAUAACCACUCUUAAUUUAAAUGAAGAAAGAGGAUACACCUUACUUUUGAUAAUUGUGUCCUUGCCUAGUGUGCAACAGGUUGGAAUAUGGCAAUCUGUCAUGGAAUGUCAGUCACAAAGACUUGCUGAUUGCUAUUAACCAAUCAGAAGAUCGUGUUAUUUGUCACAAAUAUGUGGUGAGGUUUUGUGUAAGCUUAUCCGAAAAAUUCCUCUCCUUCCUUUGAAAAAGGAACAGAGAAACCUUGGAAUGAGGUUGAGGUGUGUUGUCUUUGAGUGGUUUGGUGAAUGUUGAAAUAAAUCCUGAAAUGGCUUCGUGUUACUUUGAUGUGCUCUCUGAUUGGUCACCAGUCCAGCAAACAAGAUGUACAUAUGCAAAACAAUUCCUGAAACGUCUUUUUAAUUUCAUCAGCGACGAGAUCAUAAUUUAUUAGUAGUAAAGUUUUUUUCUGAACAUUUACACAUGAACCCUAACGUUAUUGAAGAACACUAAAUAUAGUCUUAUUUUUGAGACCCUCAAGACAAUGUAUUUACUUAAAUGUACUGAUGUCUUACUAAUGAACAGCUGUUUCGAGAAAGGUUGAAGGAAAAAAGCGAAAAAGUGCACGAAAUAUACCCGAAGGGUAUUGAUGGUAGUUCCUUCACCUCAGGAUUUCAGGGAAAUCUGAGAGAACGUCAUCGUAAGGAUGAGGCACAGCGGAUUUGAUGAGUUUAUUCAUUCAUUUUACUUAUUAAAAUUCGUCGAUUACCGGAUCGCCAUAUUUCUAUUCGAGAUUAUCGCGUGCACUUUUGUCCAUUUUGCCGAAAACCUUCCUCGAAACAGCUCAAAAUAUACUUAUUUUUGAUAGCCAUUUUUUCACUUUUUUACUACAAGUGUGUGUAUAUUUGUGUAAUCGUCUCAAUACUCCUAGCUAGUCGUUUUGAAACUUAAAGUUUAGUUACUUCAUACCCUACUAGUCUGCUGUUUUGAGAGCGCUUUCCUUCACGUGAAGAAUCCCAACAGAUUUAAACAGUUCUUCCUUUCACAAAUAUUUAGCUUUUAAAAAAAUGCAUAAAAAAAUGAGAGAAAAACAAAAUAGCAACUGAAAUUGGGUGAUAAAAUUUAGGUAAUUUAGUCUUUUAUUCCAAUGCGAUCACCUUCUGUACUUUG